AUGACUGAUGAUGAUAGUAUGAUGUCUGGACACUGGAAUGCUUCAGAUAACUACCAGCUGAACCCAGCUAGCAUCAUCGUGCCCAUCGUGUUCUCCUUCAUCUUCCUACUCGGGACAGUAGGCAACAGCCUGGUGCUCGCUGUGCUGUUCAGAAAUGGCCAAAUGGGACAUAACACAACCAACUUAUUCAUCCUCAACCUGAGCGUGGCCGAUUUUUUCUUCAUCAUAUUUUGCGUGCCGUUUCAAGCCACGAUCUACACUCUGGAAGGUUGGGUUUUCGGGUCAUUCAUGUGCAAGGCCGUCCAUUUCUUCAUUUACCUGGCGAUGUAUGCUAGCAGCUUCACAUUGGCCGCUGUUUCAGUCGACAGGUACCUGGCAAUUCGAUAUCCUCUCCGAUCCAGGGAGCUCCGCACUCCCUGCAAUGCUGUUACCGUCAUGGCGGUCAUCUGGGGACUUUCCAUUGUCUGUGCUGGGCCUUACCUGAGCUACUAUGACCUUAUCCCCUACGAGUGGUUCUAUAUCUGCAUGCCUGCAUGGGAGGAGCCCAAGAGAAAAAUCAUGGACACCUCCACUUUCAUAUUUGGAUAUAUAGUCCCAGUGGCGGUUAUAAGCCUGAGUUAUGCCAGGACCAUCAAGUAUCUCUGGACAGCGGUGGACCCAAUAGAAGACAUAUCGGAAUCCCGGAAAUCCAAGAGAAAGGUGACCAAGAUGAUUAUCAUCGUGACUGUGUUGUUCUGCCUCUGCUGGCUCCCUCACCACGUGCUCAUCCUGUGCUUCCACUACGGCCACUUCCCCUUCAAUCAGGCCACCUAUGCCCUCAGACUCCUGUCUCACUGCAUGGCCUACACCAACUCCUGUCUCAACCCCAUCGUCUAUGCCCUGGUCUCCAAACACUUCCGCAAAGGCUUCAAGAAGGUCUUCAGCUGCCUGCUGAGCAAGAAGGCAAUGAACAAGGUCCACGUGGUCCACAUCGUAAACAUGGUGACUGGCUCCACAGAGGUCACCCACCUGAAUGAGGAAGAGGGGACGCAGCGGGGCUGUGAGCUUACUACCAGGCAGGCCUUGAAAGAGCCAGCUUCAGCAAUGAUGAUCACAGUGCCAUACCAGGAGACAUCCUGA
This is a messenger RNA of Hemiscyllium ocellatum (epaulette shark), 1119 nucleotides long. It is a transcript of the gene galr2b, whose product is annotated as galanin receptor 2b. Gene Ontology annotation, molecular function: G protein-coupled receptor activity. Gene Ontology annotation, biological process: G protein-coupled receptor signaling pathway. Lineage: Eukaryota; Metazoa; Chordata; Chondrichthyes; Orectolobiformes; Hemiscylliidae. Bases 1 to 1119 code for a protein of 372 amino acids. The transcript is spliced from 2 exons. The record is from RefSeq and is a predicted model, not a curated record. Gene Ontology annotation, cellular component: membrane.